Messenger RNA from Juglans regia (Persian walnut), 2009 nucleotides. RefSeq names its product RNA-binding protein 38-like. The transcript has 6 exons. Gene Ontology annotation, molecular function: RNA binding. The record is from RefSeq and is a predicted model, not a curated record. Bases 459 to 1289 code for a protein of 276 amino acids. NCBI's taxonomy places the organism in Eukaryota, Viridiplantae, Streptophyta, Magnoliopsida, Fagales, Juglandaceae.
AUUAAUCCUUUGUGUGUGUAUUAAUAUUUUCUCAGGAAGUUUUUAUUUUUAUUUUUUGUUUCUUUCUCUUCCUCGGCUCUUUCCAUCCUCAUCAAUAAUGAUUUUCUCGUUAGGGGUAUCGUUUUUGAGGAAUCUGAGGAGUUGUUGUUGACGCUUUGGAAAAAGUGGCAGCUAUAGGCCCUAAAAAACAUGACGUUAAAAGAAGAAGAAAAACAACAAGCUGAAUCACAAGUGCACGAGUGUUCGUGAUUAUGUGUUGAUGUGAUCUCUGGAAAAUAAAUCGGCUCUUUUCUGGCCUUUAUUUCCAAAAUCUCCAUUUUUUCCCUCUCUAUCUCUGUGUUGUGGGGGUUAUUUGGGAUUCAUGUUCUUAGGAGUUUCCGUCUAAUUCCUUUUUCUUGAUUUUUUUUGGAGGUUUUACACUUUUGCUUUCCUUCGAAUCUCCCUUUGUGAAAUUUCUCAUGUCUCAACAAAGGCAAUUUCAGAUGGUGGGUGGUAACAAUCCCGGGCAGUACAAUGACACAACUUUUACCAAAAUCUUCGUUGGAGGGUUGGCUUGGGAGACUCAAAGGGAUACAAUGAGGAGAUAUUUUGAGCAAUUCGGAGAGAUCCUAGAGGCUGUUGUCAUCACAGAUAAAAACACUGGGAGAUCCAAGGGUUACGGUUUUGUUACGUUUAAGGAUCCAGAUUCAGCCGCAAGAGCAUGUCAAAAUCCAUCUCCUGUCAUUGAUGGAAGAAGAGCAAACUGCAAUCUGGCAUCUCUUGGUGCACAGAAGACUCGUCCACCAACUCCUCAACAAGGUUCAGGGCGGUUUGGACGAGCAACUGGCGUAGUUACCCCACCUGCUUAUCAGAGCACAUAUUACCAUCAACCUACGGGUCAAUACACUUAUCCUUAUUCGGCUUAUGGGUACAAUGGAUAUUCCCAUGAUGCUAUGUAUCCCACGAACUAUUAUAGUGUUUAUGGAAGUCAACCAUCCUCUCCUUACUAUGCCACAACAAGGGCAGCAGGGCCACCUGGGAUGUUCCAUAAUUUGUACCCAUUCUAUGCACAAUAUGCACAAAGUAGCCAGCCUCAUGGUUUUGGAGUCCAAUAUCCCCAAAUGGUACAGUACCCAUAUUUGCCUCAUCACUAUAGCUCCACUGGGAUACUCUCUCUUCCUUCUUCAAUGGCAAUGCAAUCUACAGUCACAGGUGUAGCAGCAGCAGCAGCAAUAUCAGGGGUGACCGGAGCAGGUGCAAGUGCUUCACAGGCCUCCGGAACAGCUUCUGAACAGAAUUCAUCAACUUAGUCUCAACUGGGGAAUAACAAUUUCUUGAAAGACUGACAGCUUGGAUAGAAGGGUGAAACGCGCUGCAGACGAAAACAGGGAAAAAGUGAAUAGAAAAAAAAAAAAUAAAGUUACUAAUUCAAAAGGAUGGCUGAUCAAUUAGACUAACAAAGGAAAAAGGCAUCCAAGAAUCAAGCGUGGAAUCAUUCAUUCAUGGAACGGCACAGAGAUAUGUUCAAGCUUGUUCCACUAACAGUCUUUGCUUCGUUAUCAGCUCAUCAUGUUCAUUUUCAUCAUCAUACUUGUUUUGUUUAUGACAAUAUGGGGCCCUUUAAUUGUUUGAAUAGCCGUUAGCAUUAGGAUAAGAACCACCUCAUUCAUUUAUGCAUUGGGAGGUAGAAACUGAAUAUUGGCUUUGGAUUCUACCUUUUAGACUAAUUUGCUAGAUGGUAACGUCUUGGAGCAGAGAGCAUCCAAUGACAUGAACCUGUUUAUAUUGGCAUUUAACGGGCGCAAAAGAUUGAUUUUAUGUCUUUUGAACCCCGAUUGGCUGGUCAAGUUGAAAAGGGCGAGCUCGGAUAGCUCAGCCAUUUUGACUUGUAAUUUUUCUUUGUUUGUUCAUUCUUCCAUGAUUGGGACGUUAUUUUUCUUUUAAUGUUUUAAGGAGAUGGGAUUAGUUGAGAAAAAAGAAGAUUGUCUCUUGGCUUGUCUUUCUUACUGAUAAUCACAGCUUAUUUUAUC